AUGAGCCUUAUGCGCCAGAAAGCUUGUCACGUCGAAUGGAUGAAGUACUGCGUCGGAAAAAAACGCGUUUUUUCCGAAUUCUUGAGUAGUUGUGAUUUUGGCGGCUCUCCUCACGAGGACAUCAUACUGGAAAAACUAGGCAUUCUUUCUCAGUGCAUGUCCAAAUUAAGAGGUUAUGAGAUCAAGCCACAAAGUCUUCGUCAAGUCUCUACGUUAUUCAAAAGCAGUUUAGCAAACCAGAUUCAUAUAUCUAGCCGCCUUAAAUGUAUGGUUCAAGACUUAGAAGCGCUACUUCCUCGCUUGAAUUCUGUUUGCGAGUCGAUGAAAAGGAUAUCCGAGUUGCCACAGUUACUCGGGGAAGUGAAGACUGCUGACAUGAAGAUCCUCUCGGAUGCCGUCGAAAGCUUCAUUUCUGUCCCAUCAUUAUCGGCAAAUACGGUCACUUCUACACUACCUGAAUUCUACGACCCCUUAAAUAUUGAGAAGCUUAGGUUGGAUGCGUCCCUGCUUCGUGCACAAGUAGGACAAUUGGAAGAGAAGCUUAGCUAUUUCGGAAGUCUUGAUAUGGAUCCGGAGGUCGCUGCAAGCGAUGUAAUCAAUACGGAAGCCGAUCUUUUACAGAUGCAAAAGGGCAAUGACCUGGCUCAUGGCCUUUCGGGUUGGAAAUAG
Echinococcus granulosus is the source of this 669-nucleotide messenger RNA. RefSeq lists its product as hypothetical. NCBI's taxonomy places the organism in Eukaryota, Metazoa, Platyhelminthes, Cestoda, Cyclophyllidea, Taeniidae. The record is from RefSeq and is a predicted model, not a curated record. The transcript is spliced from 6 exons. The coding region runs from base 1 to 669 and encodes 222 amino acids.